Leptonychotes weddellii (Weddell seal) is the source of this 1593-nucleotide messenger RNA. Lineage: Eukaryota; Metazoa; Chordata; Mammalia; Carnivora; Phocidae. The record is from RefSeq and is a predicted model, not a curated record.
UCAGGGACCACCAGCGGUUGGCGGCUCGGGAGGCAGUUACUCGCGCUCUCGCUUUCCCAAGAUGGCGGCCGCGAAGGACGGUUGUGGCUUAGGAGAAGUGGCCACAGGGAACGGGCGGCGGCUCCACCUAGGGAUUCCUGAGGCCGUGUUUGUGGAAUGGAAGAAGAGACUGAUGAUAGAGUCAGAGUGUGAAGGCUUUGUGUGUCCUGCUAAGGAAUUGAGGCUUUUAUCCAGUAGGCAACGGGCUGUCAUUAGAAGGUAUCUAAAUAAAGGCACGACUGACCUAUUUACAAUACUGUCAUUUUUUUUUUUGAAGGAGUCCACCAGUUCACUGGAGACCAGAUUCUUACUGGCAGAUAACCUGUAUUGCAAAGCUUCAGUUCCUCCUACUGAUAAAGUGUGUCUGUGGUUGGGGGCUAAUGUAAUGCUUGAAUAUGAUAUUGAUGAAGCUCAGGCAUUGUUGGAAAAGAAUUUAUCGACUGCCACGAAGAAUCUUGAUUCUCUUGAGGAAGACCUUGACUUUCUUCGAGAUCAAUUUACUACCACAGAAGUCAAUAUGGCCAGGGUUUAUAAUUGGGAUGUAAAAAGAAGAAACAAAGAUGAUUCUACCAAGAACAAAGCAUAAUGCUGACAAUUAAAAAUGUGGUUCAGUUUUCCAAACAUGUUAUUUUAAAUACCCCAAAGUUUAUCCCUAAAGGUUGACAUGACUUUGACUGAUUUUUUUUUUUAACAGUAAGAACGAUAAUUAAAACUUAAAAGAAGAUAAACAUCAUUUUAUUAUAAAAACAAAAUUGGUUUCAAAUAUUUUAUGAAAUUAGCAGUAUUUUAAUUUUUCAUUUCCAACAAAGUAAAUGCUACUUUCAUCAUUUUUUUGGUUUGUCAUAAAAAAGUCUUAGCUGAAAUGGCUGAGGUAUGCUAUGGGAGCUGAAUUCUGGACACUUUUCUUUAUUGGCUGAUGUUACUCUCACUUGAUGUGGUUAAACCAGUGUAGAGGUAGGAAAAACAGUUAGUUUAAAUAUUUCCAAACUUGUUUUCUUUAGUACAUAAGGGGCUUUAUGGCUCUCUGUUGCUGUUAUUUGUCUUAUAUAAAUGGAUUUUCAUGAAUUACUGCUUAGCCAAUAACUAUUAUAAUAUUCUGUACUUUUUAAGAAAUGGUAAUUUGCCUUCCUAAACAGUAAGAGGGCUAUUGAGACAACGCUUUUUCUUACCGCAUAGAAGUGCACAGUGUCUUUGCGAUGCCAACAUAAGGGGGAUCUUGGCCAACAUGAAAUAACAAAAUUCUUUAGCCACUCAAAACUCUUGGCUAAGGCAAUUUUGUAUUUCUUAACAGUUCGCCAAAGCAGCUGAACAAGAAUAUUAAGAUAAAUAUAAAUCUGCGGUGGUUGAAAAGAUUUGUGAGCUUUUUUAUUCAUGAUAAAACCUCAUAGGAAGAGUAGAAAAAUCCCUGUGGAAAGUCAUUGGUCCAGCGGCUAGCACUGGGUGAUACAGAUUCUGAUAAAAAAUGUAUUAUUCCAUCUCCAUGUAGUACAACAUAUACUCGUACAAUGUUUUGUACUUGCAUUUCAUGAUAUUAAAACAUUGAAGUUAAAACUG